AAAAAAAAAAAUAAUUGAAAAGAGGAAAAAAUAAAUUGUUAAUUUAAUUUAAAAUACACGCACAUUAAAAGAGAUUAAGCAUGUCUUUCAAACGAACAGCUAAUACAGAUUUAAAUCAUGAUAAUUGGAAUGAAGAGCAUGAGAGUGAAGACGCAGGAGAGUUUAAAAAAGCAUCUGAAGAUAUUUUACAACAAAGGAACAAAAAAGUAGCAAGAAGAAGAAUGGUAGCCGGAAACGAUGAUAAAGCACCAGCAUCUAAUCCGUUUGGUGCAUUUGGAGGCUUUGGAAGUUCUACACCUGCUGCAUCUUCUCCAUUUAGCUUCCUAUCAAAAUUGCCUGCUGUAGCGCCACAAACAACAACAACAAACAAAACAAAUGGUGAAGUUAAAUCAUCCAGUGAAAUCAACAAAACAGAAAAGCUUGAUAAUUCAGCAUACUUUAAUAAAGUUAAGUCAUUAAACACAGCAUUUGUUGACUGGAUUAAGUCAAAUAUUGAUGAAAACAAAGGACUGUGCGAUCUCACACCAAUAUUCAAAGAUUAUGAUAAGUAUAUGAAGGAAUGCAAAGAUUUAAAGGACAAAAAGAUGCCAGAAUCAAAGACUGAAGAAAAGGAAACAAUAAAAUCGACCUUUACUUUCGGAAAACCAGCAUCAACAAAUUCUUCAAGCUUCGUAUCGGCACCUGAUUCAACUCCAAGCAUAUUCUCUUCAAUUCCAAAUUCGGACACACUUUCACCUACUAAAUCAGCAGAAAGUAAACCUUUUAGUUUUGGAAUAGCUCCAUCAAAUUCAAUAACUAGCAAUUUAUCAUCAGCACCAUCAUUCUCGUUUGGCUUACAAAAAACAUCUACAGCUAUAACUUCUACUCCUGCACCGCUUUUUGGAAAUUUAACAAGCACACCGUCGGUUCCAUUUUCAUUCAGUAAUGUCGGUCAAAAUAAUACAACAACAUCAACAGAAACUAAGACAAAUGAGGAAGAAACUGAAGAGGAACCGCCUAAAAAUGAGUUUGUUCCUGUUGUCGAAGAAGACAGUUUGUACUCGAAAAGGUGUAAAGUAUUCGUUAAAAGUGGAGCUGAUUAUGCUGAUCGUGGAAUUGGAACAUUGUUCUUAAAGAAAGUCGAUGAUAAAGUUCAAUUGAUAGUCCGUGCAGACACGAAUCUCGGAAAUAUUCUAUUAAAUAUAAUAAUUUGUGAUGGAUUACCGACGAGUCGAUUAGGCAAAAAUAAUGUCAUGAUUGUUUGCCUUCCAACACCUGAAAGUAAACCCCCACCGAUUCCAGUUUUGGUACGUGUAAAGACAGCAGUUGAAGCAGACGAAUUACUCGCAACACUUGAAAAGUACAAGAGUCAAGCAUCGUAAAAAGGAUUAAUUUUGUUUUAAAUCUUUAUUACCUUUUAAUUCAUCUUAUUAUUAUUAUUGUUUAAUUCAU
This is a messenger RNA of Chironomus riparius, 1431 nucleotides long. The record is from the annotation of a GenBank genome assembly. Lineage: Eukaryota; Metazoa; Arthropoda; Insecta; Diptera; Chironomidae.